AUGGGUAAUUUCACUACCAGUGGGUUUCUUCUGAUGGGAUUUUCUACCAAGCCUGAGCUAGAACUCUUCCAUACUUGUCUAUUCUUAGUCUUAUAUAUGGUGGCCUUAACUGGAAAUCUCCUUAUUAUCACCGUGACUUCCAUGGACAGUAGUCUGCACUCACCCAUGUAUUUCUUCCUGAAACAUCUCUCCUUCCUGGACCUGUGCUACAUUUCUGUGACUGUGCCAAGGUCCAUCUACAACUCUUUCAUGCAAAAUGGCUACAUUUCCCUUGGGGAAUGCAUAGUGCAGUGCUUUGCUUUCACUCUCUGUGCUUCUGCAGAGCUGUUCAUGCUCACCGUGAUGUCUUAUGACCGCUACGUGGCCAUCUGCCUUCCACUGCGCUACGAAAUCAUCAUGGAUGCCAGCACCUGUGUUCACGGAGUCUUAGGCGUCUGUAUUAGUGGAGUCAUAACUGGAACCAUGCACACAGCGGCCACUUUCUCCAUGCACUUCUGUGGCUCCCAUGUCAUUCACCAGUUCUUCUGUGACAUCCCCCAGCUGCUGAAACUCUCUUGUUCUAAGGAGUAUAUCAAUGAGAUUGGGGUCAGUGCCUUUUUGUCCCUAAUGGCACUUCUUUGCAUUGUCUUCAUUGGACUGUCCUACACACAGAUUUUCUCUACCGUCCUGAGGAUGCCGUCUGCUGAGGGCAGAGCUAAGGCUUUUUCCACUUGCCUUCCCCACCUUGGUGUGGUCAUAUUGUUUAUUUCAACCAGUGUCUUUGAAUUUUUCAAGCCAACUUCUGACUCUCCCAGUGCACUGGACAUUUUGCUCACUAUUAUGUACACAGUUGUGCCCCCAACACUCAACCCAAUGAUCUAUAGCUUGAGAAAUAAAGCCAUAAAAGUUGCUUUAAGAAGGGUCUUCCAAAAAAGAAAAGAUGAUCUCUUCUGUUGA
Messenger RNA from Condylura cristata (star-nosed mole), 936 nucleotides. RefSeq names its product olfactory receptor 14J1-like. Gene Ontology annotation, molecular function: olfactory receptor activity; G protein-coupled receptor activity; odorant binding. Gene Ontology annotation, biological process: G protein-coupled receptor signaling pathway. NCBI's taxonomy places the organism in Eukaryota, Metazoa, Chordata, Mammalia, Eulipotyphla, Talpidae. The record is from RefSeq and is a predicted model, not a curated record. The transcript has a single exon. Gene Ontology annotation, cellular component: membrane. The coding region runs from base 1 to 936 and encodes 311 amino acids.